Molecule: messenger RNA, 657 nt
Organism: Saxophila tyrrhenica
Lineage: Eukaryota; Fungi; Ascomycota; Dothideomycetes; Mycosphaerellales; Extremaceae
Exons: 1
Coding region: 1-657 (218 amino acids)
Molecular function (GO): methyltransferase activity
Source: RefSeq, a predicted model, not a curated record
AUGACCUCUAAACCACCCCAGGCUGGGCAAGCCUUCUUCGACCGCAUACCAAGCCAAAGCAAUGCUGAAGCGGACAAAUGCAGAGAUCUAUACGACGAAUGGGCGAGCGCAUACGAUCAGGACCUUCAGCAUGAGAGUCACGGCUACGUUGGACCUCAGGAAGCAGCCAGAGCUGUUGCGAAGCAUGGCGUAAAAGAUGGGCUGGCAGUGCUUGAUGCGGGAUGUGGUACAGGACUCUCCGGUGUAGCGGUGAAAGAGGUGGUGGGAGCAGACGUGGUUGUUGACGGAGUCGACCUGUCCACGGGAAUGCUUGAAGUGGCUAGGAAGAAGAACGUCUACCGCAAGCUUGAGGCUGCAGACCUUUCCAAACCUCUCGGCAUCGAGGAUGGUGCGUAUGGGGCUGUGGUGUGUGUCGGCACUCUCACGGAGGGUCACGUUGGACCGGUCCCAGCUCUGCGCGAAUUCGCACGGGUUACGGCGAGUGGUGGUGUGAUUGUCGCGACGAUCAAGGAGAGUGUAUGGAAGAAUGAGGGCCAUGAUAUGGAGGUCCAGCGGCUGGAAAGAGAAGGGGCUGUAAGGGUACAAAGUACUGCUUUGGCUCCUUAUCGCGCGGCACAGGAUGUCAAGGCGGUGUUACUUACAAUGGUGAAGACGUAA